AUGGCAUCCUCGUCGUCAGGCUCGAUAGAAAUUCCUUUAAGAGACACGGAUGAGGUUAUAGAACUUGAUUUGGAUCAGCUGCCAGAAGGAGAGGAGGUGUUGAGUAUCCUGAAGCAGGAGGUGGCUCCACUGCAUAUCUGGGUUACUUUGGCUUUGGAAUAUUGGAAGCAAGGCUCAGCAGAUGACUUUGUGAAGAUCUUGGAGGCUUCUCGAACCGAUGCUAGCCUGGAUUAUUCUAAUUUUGAGAAGGACCAGAUGAAGUCUUUGGAUACAUUGGCUGCCUACUAUGUGCAGCAGGCUCACAAAGAGAAAAACAAAGACAGAAAGAGAGAACUGUUCAUGAAGGCAACCUUGCUGUACACAACUGCAGACAGAAUCAUUAUGUAUGAUCAGAAUCACUUGCUGGGUCGUGCUUAUUUUUGCCUGCUUGAAGGGGAUAAAAUGGACCAGGCUGAUGCACAGUUCAACUUUGUCUUGAAUCAGUCCAGCAACAACAUCCCAUCACUGCUGGGCAAGGCAUGCAUUGCCUUCAAUAAGAAAGAUUACAGAGGUGCCUUGGCAUACUACAAGAAAGCCCUGCGAACAAACCCUACCUGUCCAGCAUCAGUUCGUCUAGGCAUGGGCCAUUGUUUUGUGAAGCUGAAUCGCUUAGCAAAAGCUAGAAUGGCAUUUGAGAGAGCCCUGCAGUUGGACCCCAAUUGUGUGGGAGCUCUGGUGGGUCUUGCUGUCCUGGAACUGAAUUCAAAGACACAGGAAUCUAUCAAGAAUGGUGUGCAGCUGUUGUCCAAGGCUUACACAAUUGAUUCAUCCAAUCCCAUGGUUUUGAACCACCUGGCCAACCAUUUUUUUUAUAAGAAGGACUAUCAGAAAGUUCAGCAUUUAGCCCUGCAUGCCUUUCACAACACGGAAAGUGAAGCCAUGAGAGCAGAAAGUACAUAUCAGCUGGCUCGGGCAUUUCACGUGCAGGAGGACUAUGAUCAGGCCUUCCAGUACUACUACCAGUCUACCCAGUUUGCACCUGUCAAUUUUGUGCUGCCCUUCUUUGGCCUUGGUCAGAUGUACAUUUUCAGAGGGGAUAAUGAAAAUGCUGCCCAGUGUUUUGAGAAAGUUCUGAAAGCACAACCAGGCAACUAUGAGACAAUGAAAAUCUUGGGUUCUCUUUAUGCAAAUCAUCCUGAUCAAGAAAAACGGGAGAUCGCCAGGUCACAUAUGAAGAAAGUGACAGAGCAAUUUCCUGAUGAUGUGGAAGCAUGGAUAGAACUGGCACAGAUCAUGGAGCAAACAGAUGUGCAGGGUGCCUUGUCAGCCUAUGGAACAGCAACACGUAUACUCAAGGAGAAAGUGGAAGCAGACAUCCCUCCGGAAAUUCUCAACAAUGUGGCAGCUUUACAUUUUAGACUUGGAAAUUAUACAGAUGCUAGAAAAUACUAUGAAGCUUCCCUGGAACGUUCCAAGUCCGAUGCCCAGCAUGAUGAGACUUACUACAGCGCCAUCUCAGUGACAACAACGUACAACCUGGCGCGCUUGUAUGAAGCUCUGCAUGAGUAUGACAAGGCUGAUAAAUUCUACAGAAACAUUCUCAGAGAUCACCCCAAUUAUGUGGACUGUUACCUUCGUCUGGGAUGCAUGGCCAGAGAUCGGGGUCAGAUUUAUGAAGCCUCUGAUUGGUUUAAGGAAGCUCUUCAAAUUAAUCAAGAUCAUCCGGAUGCUUGGUCCCUCAUAGGAAAUCUCCAUUUAGCAAAACAGGAGUGGGGCCCCGGUCAGAAGAAGUUUGAGAGGAUCCUACAGAGGCAGGCCACCAAGGACGAUGCCUACUCUCUGAUUGCUUUGGGAAAUGUUUGGCUGCAAACUCUUCACCAGCCAAUGAGAGACAGAGAAAAGGAAAAGCGUCACCAAGAUAGAGCCUUAGCCAUGUACAAGCAAGUGCUGAGAAAUGACCCAAGAAACAUUUGGGCUGCAAAUGGAAUAGGGUGUGUUCUAGCACAUAAAGGCUGCAUCAAUGAAGCCCGAGAUGUGUUUGCCCAAGUACGUGAGGCCACUGCUGACUUUUGUGAUGUCUGGCUGAACAUUGCCCACAUAUAUGUGGAGCAGAGACAGUAUGUUGCAGCUGUUCAGAUGUAUGAAAACUGCUUAAAGAAAUUCUUCAAAAAUCAUAAUAUGGAGGUGAUGGUGUACCUGGCCAGAGCCUACUUCAAGUGUGGCAAGUUGGCCGAAUGUAAACAGACUUUGCUCAAGGCUCGCCACGUAGCUCCCAAUGAUACCGUCCUGUUGUACAACAUUGCGCUGGUGCAGCAAAAACUGGCCACCAUGAUCCUGAAAGAUGAAAAGAGCAACCUGAAGAAGGUGUUGAUUGCUGUCAGAGAUUUAGAGUUGGCUCACAGGUAUUUCACUUACCUGGGUCAGCAUGGAGACAGGAUGAAGUUUGACUUGGCUCAGGCAGCUGCAGAAGCUCAGCAGUGUUCUGACUUGUUGAGCCAGGCUCAGUAUCAUGUGGCCAGGGCUAGAAAGAUUGACGAGGCUGAGAAGGAAAUCAGAAAGAGGCAAGAAGAAGAGAUGGAAGCCAUUAAGCAGAAACAUCUGAGUGAGCAGCUGGAGAAACUGAAACAGAAGGAAGAACUAGAGAAGAAGAUGCUAGAACAGAGAGCUGUCUUCGUGGAGAAAGCCAAGAAAAUCAACCUGGAGCCUGAACCUGAUGACAGAGCCCGCAAGUCUGGGGGAAAGCGCUUAAAGCGAGCUGAGGAUGGGGAGAUACUGUCUGAGGGCAGCGAGGACGAUCAGCCGAGAAAGAAAAAGAAGAAGAGAUCUUCCAGUGGUUCUGGAGAAGACGAUGAGGAUGGAGACAAACAAAAGAAAAAGAGAAAGACAAAAAGAAAGUCCAAGAAAGACUUUGUCAAUGACAGUGAUGAUGAAAAUGAGGGUGGCGGUGACCGCAAGAGAAAACGAGGCAAGGGCAAAGAAGGAAAGGGAUUUAAAAAGAAGAAACAGAAAGAAGACGAAGAUGGACUCACAGCCAAGCAGCGGCGAAAAAUUGUCUCUAAAGCUGUCAUUUCUUCCAGUGAAGGCUCCGAUUCUGACACCAGGAAGAAGAGAAUGGAAGACAGUGGUAGUGGCAGCGAGACCACAGGUAAAGUUGGCAAGAGGCGUAGGAUACUUGAAUCUGGCAGUGACAGCGAUGCUGAAAGUGGAGGGCGGAAGUCAAAAUCAGGGUCAGACAGUGACGCCAGAGCUUCCAAUAGGUCAAGAUCCCGUUCAAAGUCUGGUUCAAGGUCUAGGUCACGCUCUGGCAGUGACCGGUCUAGGUCAAGGUCAAAAUCUAAAUCUCGCUCACGUUCCAGAAGCAGGUCAAGGUCUGGCAGUAAAGACAGGAAGUCUGCAUCUGAGGCCGGCUCACCAGCCAGGUCUCAUGCUGGCUCUGAUGAUGAGGCAGGGGACCGACAAAACAAAUCUGAUGGAGAGAAGGCUGGAGGAGACAGUGAUGACCAGGGUCGGAAAUCUGGUUCUGACAGUGAAUGA
Candidula unifasciata is the source of this 3513-nucleotide messenger RNA. The record is from the annotation of a GenBank genome assembly. Lineage: Eukaryota; Metazoa; Mollusca; Gastropoda; Stylommatophora; Geomitridae.